Molecule: messenger RNA, 456 nt
Organism: Symbiodinium natans
Lineage: Eukaryota; Dinophyceae; Suessiales; Symbiodiniaceae
Source: the annotation of a GenBank genome assembly
AUGCACCAAAGUCUCCUCAAGGAUGGGCGCAGGGAAGCUGCGGUAGAGAGGCCAUGUGCAGGUCGGGCACAGCAGCUUCUCGUUCGAGUCAUGGGCUGCUUGCCUCCUUCAGCAGCCACAGCAGCCGCUGCUGCACAGCACCCGUCCCCAUUCUUCGUUUGCUAUCCGUGCAGUUGGGACCUUCAUUGGGUGGGCCGCCUGGCCAAAGAAAGCACACCGGCCGGAGCAACGGUUUCCAGCAAUCCCGCACGCUGCGCAGGCACGGCACGCAACCCAGCCUUCGUCACAGGGCUCUGGGAGGACCUCUCGCAGCCCCUGCAUCUUGACCUCGCCUGGAGAGGCCGUGGCCCAAGCCCUGCGUUGCCCCGCUUGCCAGGUGUCCGACUCUGCCCUCUAACUGAGGGCCCCCGUGAAAUUAUCCAAGAGUCUUGCGUAGGUUCUUGCUUGGGCGUGUGA